This is a messenger RNA of Dinoponera quadriceps, 948 nucleotides long. Its product is annotated as putative glycerol kinase 5. The transcript is spliced from 3 exons. The record is from RefSeq and is a predicted model, not a curated record. Lineage: Eukaryota; Metazoa; Arthropoda; Insecta; Hymenoptera; Formicidae. The coding region runs from base 142 to 372 and encodes 76 amino acids.
AUUUCCUGCCUCGGAAUUUCGUCGCAGCGCGCCACCUUCAUCACAUGAAAUUUAAAGAGCGGCUCGCAUUAUCACAAGUUCAUAACGUGGAAAGAUCAGCGAGCGGCUACCUUGGUCGACCAGUGGAAUAAAUCGUUGACAAUGAAGGCACUGCGUAUGGGCUCACGUAUCUUGUACAUGCUCACGAGGAACAAACGCUUCCUGGCCGGUAGCGUAUUGAAGUUCAUGAAUAUUCAGGUCACCAUGAAGUUAAAGUGGGUCCUCGAGAACAUACCGGGCCUCCAGGAAGCCGCUGAUAAUGGCGAGGUGGCAUUCGGAAGUAUAGACUCUUGGGUCUUGUUCAAAUUAACAGGUAAAAAACGAAAUAUAUAAAGAUCCGACGCGGUACAAAAGUAAUAAGAACGAAUAAAAACGAUGGGCUAAUGAGAGCCGUCGUUAGAUCCCGGUGAGCACAAUAUUCAAAAUCGACGCAUAAAACGUCUUUAAGCAACUUUAAGGCGCUUUAAAGAGGUGUCUUUAAGAUGCUUUAAAUUCAUCUUAAAGACGUCUUACGCUCCCUGGGAUGUUAAGAAAUUAUCAAUCUUAACAGGAGAAUAAAAUUACGAAGGAUUAAUUAGUAUAAAUAUCAAUUGCGGAUUGAAAGGGUCGGCUCGAAAAUGUAUCACUAAACAAUACCACUCGUAAGUUGAAACUCUAAAAGAAAAGUCAAGCGCGUGUGUUACGCUGUCGGACAAUUUUAUUCUCCUGCUAAGAUAUAAAAUUUCGCAUUUAACAACUAGCGACGGCUCUUAUUAGCCCAUCGUUCUUAUUCGUUCUUAACGGGAAUAAUUUGUAUUCCGCUACUUCCUACAUAUUUCUACUCUACGGAUCAUAGAAUCCUAGAUAAUCCCGGUAUUUUUCUCGUACAACAGCAGGAUGCUCCGAUCGGCCGAUGGUCUCACGCGAUUU